Molecule: messenger RNA, 2296 nt
Organism: Aspergillus calidoustus
Lineage: Eukaryota; Fungi; Ascomycota; Eurotiomycetes; Eurotiales; Aspergillaceae
Source: the annotation of a GenBank genome assembly
GGUGAAACCAGGUGGGCUCGUGUUGUGACGCCCUUCGCACGACAUGCUGGCAGUUUACCCCGCACCGCAAACAAAAGACCUUGACAUCAAGCAGAGAGAACCUGUCUUCAUCCAUCGAAAGCUGAAUAAACCGAGCUGUACUCACGCGACCAUGGUGAAGAUCGACCCUUUCGAAGUUGACCAUUGGAUCCUGACGCGCAGCGCAGGCGUCAAGCAUAACCUCGCCCACUCAUACUGCUCUGCAAUCUCGAUUGACGAUCUCAGAUCAGGCGUUGGUGAAAGUGAGAAUGAAGCCGCCAGUGUCUGGUCCUCGAUCCUCGCGCAGCCAAUGAGUUACGGGCCCAUGAAGGGUUCCGCAGCGCUGCGAUCGAGGAUAGCAGAACUAUUGUACUCGGAUCCCUCAGCGGAGCCGUUGUCUGUUGAGAAUAUUGUCACUACUCCGGGUGCAUCGCUGGCGAAUUUCCUCGUUCUCUUUGCGCUGCUUGGACCGGGCGAUCAUGUCGUCGUGCAAUAUCCGACGUAUCAGCAGCUGUACUCGCUUCCUGCGGCCAUCGGCGCAGAGGUGAGCUUGUGGAAGGCGCACGAGGAGGAUGGGUGGAGGCUUGAUCUCGAUGAGCUUAAGCAAUUAAUACGACCGAAUACCAAAAUGAUUGUGCUCAACAACCCGGUAAACCCAACCGGCGCAGCUUUAUCUCGAGCCACGCUCGAAAAAAUCAUCAAGAUCGCUCGAGAACAUUCCAUCAUCAUCCUCAGCGACGAGGUUUACUAUCCGCUCUUCCACUCUGUUUCACCCGUACCACCCUCAAUCAUCUCACUGGGCUACGACAAGGUAGUAGCAACGAGCUCUCUUUCCAAAGCGUACUCACUCGCCGGUCUUCGCGUCGGAUGGAUCGCUUCUCGAGACCCGGCGAUUAUCGACCUCUGCGUCAAUUCCCGCUCGUAUGCGCUUAUUACCCUGAGUCAGGUGGACGAGCACCUUGCAUCCCUUGCGCUCAGUCCUCCGACCGUUCAGCAUCUGUUGGAGAGAAAUACUACUCUUUCGAAGCGGAACGUCCAGGUGGUGCAGGCUUUCAUUGAUCAGCAUUCUUCUACGUGUCAAUGGGUCCAGCCUGCUGGUGCACCGAUUGGUUUUGUGAAAUUUGUGAAGGGCGGCAGACGAAUUGACGACGUGGAGCUUUGCACGAGGCUUUUGGAGAGAAAGAGUGUUCUUCUUGUGCCGGGAAGUAAAUGCUUUGGAGAUGGGAAGGAUUUCCAGGGCUAUGUGCGGCUUGGAUUCGGCGAGGAGACGGGGGAUCUCAAGGCUGCGCUGGAUGCUGUGCAUGAGUUCCUGGAGGAGGAGUAUGGCGAUCUACCAGUAUUUUGAGGCUCCUAUUCUGGGAAAGUCGGGAAAGGAAAUCAUUACACCAGACACUGUUGAUUUCUGAUUCAAUGUUACCGUAUUUCUUGAAUGAAUUGCACGCUGGAACACAGUAACCUCCUUCUAAUAGCGUCAUAGAACCUAGCUACUAUAAACACAUCUAACUCUUAAAAUGCUGCACAAGCGGAUCUCUCUCGCCAUUCCCAUACGCAGACCCCCCAUACACCAAAUACCCCUCAUCAACGGACCCCGACUGCUCAAUCACAUCCUCGCGGUCCCCAAACGUAAACACCGUCUGCAUGCCCAUAACCAUAUGCUGCAGCACAUGACAAUGGUACAUCCACACUCCCGCAUUCUCGACGCGGAUCCGCCAUGCGCGCCAGCCGGAUGGUGCAAGGACUUCUGUGUUCUUGCGGUAGCGGUAGAGCACCGAUGUAUCGCGUUGAAUUGGAUGCGUGUCUUUUAGGCGCUCUUCGUUUGCCGUCGCGUUGUACAGCCCGUCGCCGCCGCCGAUGUCGUAGUAGUGUCUUCCGUGUGCGUGGAAAGGGUGUGCGUCGAGUCCCCCAUUAUUGACUGUCCCGCGGUUCUGCCAGACGAUUUCAAGCACCUCGCCUAUUUUCGCAGGGAAUGUUCGUGUGAUAUUGUCGAAGCCGUUGCCGCGCGUUAGGGCCCGGUGGUACGUUUCUUCGACGUUGAGCUUGUGCGUGUAGAUGUCGACGAGGUAGGGGGACUUGGGGAACGAUUGUACCCAGUCGUACCCGUUUUGCAGCCAGAUGGUGUGGUCGCUGACGUUUUGGUGCACGUCGAUGACGAUUCGGCGGGUUACCUCGUCGAGGGUAGGGAAGUCGUUGUCUGGGACGGCGGGUUCCAACUCGUAGUCGAGCCAGCCCUGGACGGUUUCGGCUACAGGGAGAGGGGGAGGGGAGGGGACAGUGGUCA